This is a messenger RNA of Racocetra persica, 765 nucleotides long. The record is from the annotation of a GenBank genome assembly. NCBI's taxonomy places the organism in Eukaryota, Fungi, Glomeromycota, Glomeromycetes, Diversisporales, Gigasporaceae.
AUGACUGAAAAUCUGGAGUCAGCCCCAUAUCUUCGCCGUAGCGUACAAGAGGCAUGUUCAAAUGAAGGAAGUGAGCACGAACUAGACAGUGACUAUUCAAAGCUAUCUUCUAACGUAGAAAAAAUAUUCCCUACACAAACUGGCUCUGUUCCAGAUGCAAAUUCUCCCGUGGAGGAUAAAAUGUGUCGCAUAUGUUUUGCUGGCCCUGAAGAAGAAGAAAGUCUCGGUCGUCUUAUUUCUCCAUGUUUAUGUAAAGGAACCAUGAGGUACGUCCACGUGGAAUGUUUAAAUCAUUGGCGAUUACGAAGUCAAAAGAAAUCGAGUUUUUUUCAAUGUGACGAGUGUAAAUAUAAAUAUGCUUUUCGAAGAACAACAAUUGCAAAAUUCGCUACUAAUGAAUAUUAUAUUGCUGAUGAUUAUGAUUUCAAAUAUGAUCCAUUAUUUUUUCGUGAAAAAAUGGAGUUCUCAAAAAUAUUCAAAAUUGACUACGUUCACAUAUUAUUAGGAUUUAUGUUCGUAGGAUUUGUAGGGUUUGUACAAUUAUUGUUCUCAUUAAUGUGGUUUGGUCCUUUCAGAUUUGGCCCAACAGGUGGUGCAUCAGGUGGUAGACGUGGUGUAGAUGGAAUCACUGCUGUUUUUUUCACAAUCAUUGUUGCUGUAGGAAUCCUUAAAGCUGUAUAUGGGAUGUAUAAAUUGGUCAGAAGUGCGAGUCGAAGGAUCUUGGAGAGGGUUGAGUUGACUAUUUUGGAAGUUAAUGAGCGGUAA